CUUUUCAUACUACUACACUUUGUGGAUUCUGAUCAGCAAAAUCAAAAUGGCUUUGUUUCUUUGCACAUUCCUCUUCUUUCUCGUCUCCUCUGCUACUGCCUGUGAUCGCUGUGUGCAUCAAACCAAGGCAGCUUACUUCUCCAAAGCCGCUGCACUUUCUUCUGGGGCUUGUGGGUAUGGUUCUUUAGCUUUGGGACUUAGUGGUGGACACCUUGCUGCUGCUGUGCCUUCAAUUUAUAAAGAUGGAGCUGGUUGUGGUUCAUGUUUUCAGAUAAGAUGUAAGAAUGCAACACUCUGUACAAAACAAGGGACUAGAGUGAUCACAAGUGAUCUCAAUCACAAUAACCAAACAGAUUUUGUUCUAAGCAGCAGAGCUUUCAUGGCCAUGGCUCAAAAGGAUUUGGGCCAGGACAUUUUGAAACAUGGAAUUGUGGAUGUGGAGUAUAAAAGGGUACCAUGUGAAUACAAGAACCAAAACUUAGCCUUACGUGUGGAAGAAUCAAGCAAGAAGCCACAUUACUUAGCAGUCAAAGUUCUAUACCAAGGUGGUCAGACAGAGAUAGUAGCCAUUGAUGUUGCUCAGGUUGGUUCUUCUAACUGGAGUUUCCUGACUCGAAAUUACGGGGCAGUAUGGGACACCAGUAGGGUUCCGACUGGAGCGCUGCAAUUCCGGUUCGUGGUGACUGGCGGGUUCGAUGGAAAGAUGGUUUGGGCAAAGAAUGUGCUUCCUGCUGACUGGAAGCCUAGGAUGGUAUAUGACACAAAGGUUCAAAUCAGUGAUAUUGCACAGGAGGGUUGCUCUCCGUGUGAUGAUGGGAUUUGGAAGUGAGCCUCAAUACACAUACACAAAGGUUCAACAUACACUCAAAUCAGUCACCAUACCCUAGGAAAUAGGAGUUGUAGAACUCUUUAACUUGUAAUGUGUAACAUGUAAACUAAUAUUCGUGUUAUAAGCAAUGAAUUUGUAGUUGAGCCUCA
This is a messenger RNA of Rosa rugosa (rugosa rose), 978 nucleotides long. Its product is annotated as expansin-like A2. The record is from RefSeq and is a predicted model, not a curated record. The transcript has 5 exons. Gene Ontology annotation, cellular component: extracellular region; plasmodesma; plant-type cell wall. The coding region runs from base 47 to 829 and encodes 260 amino acids. Gene Ontology annotation, biological process: sexual reproduction. Lineage: Eukaryota; Viridiplantae; Streptophyta; Magnoliopsida; Rosales; Rosaceae.